Messenger RNA from Zeugodacus cucurbitae (melon fly), 1479 nucleotides. It is a transcript of the gene ECSIT, whose product is annotated as evolutionarily conserved signaling intermediate in Toll pathway, mitochondrial. Gene Ontology annotation, cellular component: mitochondrion. The record is from RefSeq and is a predicted model, not a curated record. Bases 144 to 1403 code for a protein of 419 amino acids. NCBI's taxonomy places the organism in Eukaryota, Metazoa, Arthropoda, Insecta, Diptera, Tephritidae. The transcript is spliced from 2 exons.
GCUCCGCUCAGCUGAUCGUUGUCUCGUAAAGUAAAAACCGCCGGGUUAUUUAAUCAUAUUGUUGAUUAUUUUUUAUAAUGGAUAUUCAAGUGUAGGAAUAUUAUACUUCAUUCUUGUUAUACUUUAAUGGAUAUUUAUUAGUAAUGCUGCGCAAACUUACUACAUUGUUUAGAGGACAAUUAAAAUAUAAUGGUAAUUCAUUUCAAAUCGUACCACCCGCAUGGUUAUCAGAAUCUAGUAAAGCAUUUUAUUGUACAAAAAGUGAGAACGAAAACCGGAGACAAAAUGAUGGCAAUGCAAGUGGGAAUAAAGAAAGGAGUAAAAUACGAAGACCACCACUUCCUGCAGUUCAAAAUCCUUUUGCCAAUGUGACAAAUAAAACCAAAGAAUCGUAUCUAGCAAUGUUGGAAAUUUUCGAAGAGCGUGACGUCCAUCGUCGCAAUCAUGUCGAGUUUAUUUAUGCUGCCCUCCGCAACAUGGCAGAAUUUGGUGUGGAGCACGAUAUAGAAGUGUACAAAGCUUUAAUUAACGUAAUGCCGAAAGGAAAGUUUAUUCCGAGCAACGUUUUUCAAGCCGAAUUCAUGCAUUACCCCAAACAACAACAGUGUAUAAUAGAUUUGCUAGAACAAAUGGAGGAUCUAGGUGUAAUGCCCGAUUAUGAAAUGGAAGCUAUGUUGUUGAAUGUAUUCGGGCGACGUGGACAUCCUUUACGUAAGUAUUGGAGAAUGAUGUAUUGGAUGCCAAAGUUUAAAAACUUAUCACCAUGGCCUCUGCCAAACCCUAUACCUGAUGAUAUACUGAAUAUCGCUCAAUUGGCCAUAGAACGCAUGUGUACAGUCGAUUUGCGUUCUAGAAUUUCUGUAUAUGAAACAAAAAAUGUCAAAGAUUCCAUUGAUGAUACGUGGAUUGUAAGCGGAAUGAGUCCAGAGCAGUCACAACUAUUACGUGAUCAUCCUCGCGAUAAAGCAGUUUAUAUUGAAGGUCCCUUUUUGAUUUGGUUAAGAAAUCGCUCAAUUAAUUACUUUACUUUACGAGCUGAUCCAGAUCCAAAAUUUCUACAAAGUCUGCAAGAAGAACAAGAAGAUCAGGAUGAUGUUUCACGGAUAAGUGCACCGUUCUUCGGCGCAGCAAUGCCCCGACCCAAAAAUGCAGUUGGUAAAAACCGUUCAGUACACCAACAAGAGGAUGGUACAAUUUUUGCAAUUUGUGCAACUGGUACAUCAACUAAGGACUCAUUACUGUCUUGGAUAAGAUCGUUAGAGUCCAACGGAAAUCCGACCUUGGGUGAAAUACCAGUGCUAUUUCGAUUUACAUCUGCUGUAGCAGCGAAAGCAAUUGAAAUUGAAAGUCAAACGAGUUCCGAUAAUCUACAAACGAAUCCUAGUUCCAAGAAUAACGAUUGAUAUUUAAUGUAAUUGAUAUCGUACGAUAUAUGAAAUCAAUAUUUCAUUAUAAUAAAAAUGUACAUUAAUUAGGGUA